AUGUGUUCCAAGUCAGAUCGUGACUGCCAAUACGCCCAAGCUCCAACAGGCGAGAACGACUCAGAGACUCGUCAACGCGCGGACUCUACGGUUUCCAACGCCGAUCAAAGUGCCGAGGCCGACAGCGUCGAGGAUGCCGUGCCAACUACGGAACAAGCGGAGAGUGUUCUGGCUAGUUCGCCCACAGCAGCAGGCACAACAGGAUCACCGGCCGCUCGUCCGGCCGACUUUACGGCACCUUUCGUGGCCUCCUUCAACCCGACCGUCUCUCUUGGAGUAGACAACAGUACUUUACAGCCUGCUGCAGUCUCCGAUGCGGAUAUCGGCUUCUCGCCCCUGGCAUUGAGCCAGACAUCACUGCUCAACAUAUCCCCCUUCGAGUGGUACGAUCUGCUGGCACAGGAUGCUAUCAACAAUAUCCAACGGCUCAACAGCCUACCUAAUGGCGAGGUUAGAUGGGUAUUUGACGAGAGUACCCUGUCUCGGAGACAGACCCCCUUGCCAGAGUCACCAACUGAGCAGGACGACCAGCUGCCCAUCUUUGGUCGAAGCGACGGCCACAUUACUCCCCCCUGGAACACCUCCAGCAAUAUUGAGCUGUCCGAAGAUGAACUGGUUCAUUUCCGUUACUACGUCGAUAUCGUAGGACCUAUCUUAGAUCUCUUUGAUCCUGAGCGGCAUUUCUCCAAUAUGGUCCCCCAUCUCGCAGUUCGCAACGCCGGACUUCUCAAAUCCAUUUUGGCUGUUGCUGCCAGACACAUGUCCUUGGGACCCAGUCCCAAAGUCUCAAGGCCUGGCGGAGCAUGCCAUCCCUUACCAGAUUCAGCUCUUCCUGCCAGCCCUGCACAAGAAGAAGCGGCCCGCUCGGCAACCCAGUACUACUAUGAGACGCUUCAGUAUCUGUCACACACUUUGCUAUACCCAUCUUAUGCCAACUCACAUGAGAUACUGGCUACUGCCAUAAUGAUCAGCACGUAUGAGAUGUUCGAUUCCAAUGGGCCCUCCAACAAUGGGGAUUGGGAACGCCACCUCCGCGGAGCGUUCUGGAUUCAACGAUCACAAGAUAACAACGCCGAGUCCGCGGACAGUUUCAGGAGGGCAGUGUGGUGGGCAUGGAUCCGCCAGGAUAUUUGGGCAGCCUUCAGGUCUGGCCGUCGAACACUGACUAUCUUCCAGCCCCAGAAGACAUUACAGGAACUAAAACCAGAUGAUCUCGCCAGUAGGGUGUUGUUCAUUGCUGCAAAAUGCGUCGCAUACGCCGCGUAUGAUGCAGCCUCUUCCAUGCAAGACCUGCAACAACGAAUCAACCUCGGAAACCGCCUCCUUCGGUCUCUGGAGGAAUGGCGUGAGGCGCUACCAACUUCCUUUGCUCCUAUCUCUGGAGGAGCGGUCUCGGAUACAGUUUCUCGUGCGAGCCGCCCCAGCUCAGCUUCCCCGUCCGUACAUCAUGUCGGUCAAGCUCCGGGCCCCGCUGCAACUCAGACCCUCUACGGGCGGACUUAA
Colletotrichum chrysophilum is the source of this 1503-nucleotide messenger RNA. RefSeq lists its product as uncharacterized. The coding region runs from base 1 to 1503 and encodes 500 amino acids. The record is from RefSeq and is a predicted model, not a curated record. NCBI's taxonomy places the organism in Eukaryota, Fungi, Ascomycota, Sordariomycetes, Glomerellales, Glomerellaceae. Gene Ontology annotation, cellular component: nucleus. The transcript has 3 exons. Gene Ontology annotation, molecular function: transcription cis-regulatory region binding; DNA-binding transcription factor activity. Gene Ontology annotation, biological process: positive regulation of transcription by RNA polymerase II.